AGAAAUAACUGUCACUCUCUGAGGGUGGAAGCUGCCAUGAUUUACAAAGACAAGAAGUAAUUUUCAUGUAAUCACAAGAUGACUCAGGAUGGAUCCUGAAGCUGCUAGGCUGGAGAAGCAGCAUGUACAUGAUGUAUAUGAGAGCACAGCCCCGUAUUUUAGUGAUCUGCAGAGCAAAGCCUGGCCACGAGUCCGCCAGUUUCUCCAAGACCAGAAGCCAGGCAGCCUCGUCGCUGACAUUGGCUGUGGAACUGGAAAAUAUCUUAAAGUAAACAGCCAGGUACAUAUCCUGGGCUGUGACUACUGUAAGCCCUUGGUAGAGAUUGCCCGGAAUGGAGGAAGUGAAGUCAUGGUAUGUGACAACCUUAAUCUCCCCUUUAGGGACCAGGGCUUCGAUGCUGUCAUCUCCAUAGGAGUCAUACAUCAUUUUUCCACAAAACAAAGAAGAAUCAGAGCAAUCAAAGAAAUGGCCAGGGUCUUAGUCCCAGGAGGUCAGCUGAUGAUUUAUGUCUGGGCAAUGGAACAAAAGAAUCGCCACUUUGAAAAGCAAGACGUGCUUGUUCCAUGGAAUAGGGCCUUCUGUUCCCGGCUCUUCUCAGAAUCCAGACCGUCUGGGAAAAAUCAGCAGUGUGGACAUCCAGAAAGCAGCCAGGCCUGCCAUCCUGAGGGUACAUGUUCUGUUUGUUUCAAGGAGCGCUGUGACUCCAAACGAUCCCACAGCAUGGACUAUGGGUCUGUCAUCUCCAGAGCCUGCUGUGGAAAUACAUCAAAGGAAGGGGAGCAGGAAAAUGGCUUCUAUAACACAUUAGGAAAGUCUUUCCGUUCCUGGUUUUUCUCCAGGUCUUUGGAUGAAUCGACUCUGAGGAAGCAGGUUGAAAGAGGGAGACCAUUGAGAACAGCAGAUGGCUGGACCAGGAAUACUAUAUCUAUCCAGCCUUCUAGGCACUCAAGUUUAGAUUUGGAUCCCCGAGAGCCAUUUCCAGCCAAAGGGCCAAACUUGGAUGAGGAAGUGUUUGUGGAGAAUUCUUCUCAAAAACUGGUGGCGUGGCCGAGAGCACCAAGCACUCCGAUGCACUUCCAGGGAGACCAUGGAGGAGAAAGUAAGCGAAAUGGAGGGGGAGAUUUUCUAACCAACACUUACAGUGAGAAUUGUAUGGAUGCAGGGAACUUAGAAGGAAGUGUCCCUUCUGCCAGUCAAAUAUUGAAAAGGAUUUCUGCAGUCAGCUCCACAGAUUCCAACCCAGAUGGCCCAGUACCCAUUGAUGAACAGCCUGACCUGUUGGAUUCCAAGGCCUUUAUGCGCUACUACCAUGUGUUUCGAGAGGGUGAGCUUUCUGACCUGCUGCUGGAGAACGCAAGGGAGCUCAGUAUUCUGAGCUCUGGGAAUGAUCAUGGCAACUGGUGUAUCAUCGCAGAGAAAAAGGAAAGUUGUGAUUAAAUGGACCAUUUCGGGCAACUUUUUCAAAAGAUCAAGCAUGAUCUUCCCUGUAGCGUUGGUAUGGUUACCUGAAUUUUAUAAUAUUUAAAUCCCUGUAUAGCACAUAAAGCAUUUAGUGCAAGAUAUUGUCAAUACAAAGAUCUGAAAAGGCAAUAGAAAAUACCCUUCAGUA
Messenger RNA from Dipodomys ordii (Ord's kangaroo rat), 1610 nucleotides. RefSeq names its product KIAA1456 ortholog (gene Trmt9b). Bases 89 to 1438 code for a protein of 449 amino acids. Lineage: Eukaryota; Metazoa; Chordata; Mammalia; Rodentia; Heteromyidae. The record is from RefSeq and is a predicted model, not a curated record. Gene Ontology annotation, biological process: tRNA wobble uridine modification. Gene Ontology annotation, molecular function: tRNA binding; S-adenosylmethionine-dependent methyltransferase activity. The transcript has 4 exons. Gene Ontology annotation, cellular component: cytoplasm; nucleus.